Miscanthus lutarioriparius is the source of this 1518-nucleotide messenger RNA. NCBI's taxonomy places the organism in Eukaryota, Viridiplantae, Streptophyta, Magnoliopsida, Poales, Poaceae. The record is from the annotation of a GenBank genome assembly.
AUGGCCUCCACGGGGUGCCGCGGCAUCAUGGAAGAGAUCUUCGCCUGCAUCCCCACGCAGCCCAUCCCCUCGCCUGCCGAAGGCUCCGUUUCCGCCGCCGCCUGCUCCGUCGUCCGUGAAGCCGAGGCCGACGAGGACCGGAUCAGCCGCCUGUCGGACGCGCUGCUCUCCAACAUCGUCUCCCGCCUCCCCAUCAAGGACGCCGCCCGCACGGCCGCGCUCUCCCCGCGCUGGCGCCGCGUCUGGGCCUCCACGCCGCUCGUCCUCGACGACGCCCACCUCCUCCCGUACCCGGACCAACCCGACGGCCCCUUGGGCUUCGGCACCGACUGGCGCUCCAUCGCCGACGCCGUCUCCAGCGUCCUCGCCGCGCACCCGGGCCCCUUCCGCUGCGUCCGCCUCACCAACGUCUGCAGCUACGCGGCGGCGCGCGACCGCGGCGCGCUCGCGCGCGACUGGCUCCGCGUCCUCGCGGACAAGGGCGUCGACGACCUCGUUCUCGUCUGCCCUCGCUGGCCCCUCAAGGCGAAAAUCCCCGCCGACAUCCUCCGCGUCACCUCCCUCCGCAGCCUCUACCUCGGCCUCUGGGACGAGUUCCCUGGGAGCACCAAGUCCCUCCGCCGCGGUAACGUUGCCUUCCCCCACCUCGUCGAGCUCGGGCUCUGCCGCACCGACAUCAAGACCGCGGACAUCGACCACCUCCUCCAGUGUAGCCCCCUCUUGGAGAAGCUCGCGCUUGUUGCCUGCGACAACUCGCCGGACUGCGUUCGCGUCCGCAGCCGGAGCCUCCGUUGCGUGCUCUUCUGGAUGUCCGUCGCAAACGAGGUCAAUGUGCUCGUCGUCCCGCGCCUCGAGCGGCUCAUCCUGUGGAGUGAGUGCCCCGGUGCCCGUCUCGCUGAUGACUUCCGCACCAGGCUCAACAUUGGCUACGUCCAGGAGCUCAAGGUCCUCGGCUACCUGGACCUAAGGAUCCACGUGCUCGAGAUCUCCAACACUAUCAUCGAGGCUGGGACAAAGCCGAGCACACGUACCAUUGUUCCAAGUGUCAAUAUCCUGGCUUUGAAGGUCCGGUUUGGAGUUCGCAAGGAAGCUAGAAUGCUGCCAAGCUACCUCAGAUGCUUCCCCAAUGUGGUGACAUUACAUAUCAUGUCUGAUGAAGCUGAUGAGCCCACGGGCAAGCUCAACUUCAAGUUCUGGCAGGAAGCUGGCCCCAUCAGCUGCCUUCAGUCCCAAAUCAAGAGGGUGGUGUUCAAGAACUUCCGAGGGGACCGCAGUGAGCUCGCAUUCCUUUGGUUCAUCUGGGAGAGAGCACAGCUGCUGCACAAGAUGGUGAUUGUUUUGGCCGAUGGAGAUGAUCCUGCUUCGUUGGAGCAGAUGGUAGCCAAACUGAAACCUCUGGUUUGUGCAAAACGGGCCAGCAAAGACCGCAAGUUGACCAUCUUGGUGCGUAAUGGAGGCUGCGUGUGGAGCUUCCACAGAGCAUUUGAUCUUUCCGUGAGCGACCCUUUUGAUUGCUGA